AUGUCGAAAUUCGGCGGCUUCGUGAAGAACGGGUGGCAUCCCGAGAAGGAGGGCACCACCUUCAAAGGCCAAAUGAAAGGUCUCGUCGGCCGCGGCGAGUCCAAGGACCAGCGCAACAAGGACCACGUGUCCCGCCCUCUUCACACCCUGACCGACCCGUCCUCGCUGCCUCCCCCACCGCAACGUCGCGGCACCGGCCUCGGCCCUGGCCCCGCGCCAUCCUCUUCCGGCGGCGAGAAGCGCAAGCCGGUCACCGCGCCAUCCAAGUAUCAGGACCCCCAUGGGCCGCGCGUCGAGCCGCCCGCUCGCACAGCCCGUGUACCGACACAAUCUGAGGAGGAGGAGGCGGAGGCGGAGGCGGCCCCUGCACCUCCUCGCCCGUAUCGAACCAACACCACAGGCUUGCGGACCGACCACUUGCCGCUGCCGCCGGGCCGUCGGGACGGCGCUGAUGGGAGGAGCCCACCAUCGUACAGCGCGGCGACCAAUACGACGAGGGCCGCACCACCAGCGCUUCCCGGGCGUGGCGGCAGUGCUGCUGCGGCGCCGAGCCUACCGCCCCGACUGCCGCCUCGCGGGGCCGGUGAUGCCGCAGUCACCCCUCCUUCUACGAGUCCACAACCAACGGGCGGCGGUCUACUAAAUCAGAGUGCGGUGAACCGCCUCGGCGCCGCUGGAGUAUCCGUACCUGCUCUCGGUAUCAGUAAGAGCAACAGCAGCGCCAGCAGUGCCAGCAGCCAGCAGCAACAAGGUGGCAGCCACAUGAACGAGCUACAAAAUCGCUUCGCGCGCUUUAACACUUCGUCCUCCACACCGCCGCCGCAGCAGGAACAAAGUGCACCUGCACCGAGCCAAGGCACGACGUGGGCGCAGAAGCAGGCCGCGCUCAAGACGGCGUCGCAAUUCCGUGACGACCCCUCGAAAGUGUCGCUGACCGAUGCUCGGGCGGCGGCCAGCACGGCUAACAACUUUCGGCAGCGCCACGGCGACCAGGUGGCCGCGGGGUAUAGCCGGGCGCAGGCUUUCAACGGGAAGCACGACGUAACAGGCAAACUGGGAGGCCUCGCGAACAGGUUUGGGGGCGUGGCGGGUCAGGGGGGACAGGAGACGCCUGCACAAGAUACACCAACGGUGGGUGGGAAGAAGAAGCCGCCUCCUCCACCACCGCCCAAGAAGAAGCCGGGUCUCGGGACGGUGGCGGCCGCGGAAGACGGGGAUGCGCCGCCUCCAAUUCCCAUGUCAACGCGGCCAAACUUCUAG
Molecule: messenger RNA, 1260 nt
Organism: Cordyceps fumosorosea ARSEF 2679
Lineage: Eukaryota; Fungi; Ascomycota; Sordariomycetes; Hypocreales; Cordycipitaceae
Exons: 2
Coding region: 1-1260 (419 amino acids)
Source: RefSeq, a predicted model, not a curated record